CUGAUAGAUCUGAGUUGUCACCUCAAAUCCUACCUAUUGUCCGCCGGUUAUACUACCUGCCAUGUCCGCAACCAAAUCACAGGUCCCUGACCAGCUCCCUUGGGACCCAAACUGUACCCAGUUCCCCUCUCGUAAGGAGCUUCCCAAGAUUCCAGGUGCUCCAGAUGAAGCUGCUUGGGUUUGGGGCAAGGAUGAUUCGCUAGGACGACUGAACCUGCUCACACCAGCAAGAGUCAAAGCAGCUGCCGCAGAGAUCCAGACUGGCGAGAUGAUCCGUCUCGAUCUCCCGCUGAACGUUCCGAACCCACCGGCAUUCCAUCGCCAAUCCUUCGAGCACAACAUCAAAGAGGUGGCCAAAGACGUCGUCUUCGAUGACACAUACUCUCUGAACACGCAAAGCGGCACUCAAUGGGAUGGAUUCCGUCACUUCGCCCAUGGCGAAUCCAAAACCUUCUACAACAACACCAAAUCCACCGACAUCAUCGGCCCCACCCCCACAGACCGCUGCAGCAUCCACCACUGGGCCACCCACGGCAUAGCCGGCCGCGCCAUCCUCCUUGACUACAAACUCUACGCUGACACCCACUCCAUCUCCUACGACCCCUACACGACCCACCGCAUCACCUACGCCUCUCUACAAGCCUGCGCCCAAUCCCAAGGCCUCGACAUUCGUCCCGCCUCCCAAGGCGGAGACAUCCAACCCGGCGACAUCCUCCUCAUCCGCUCGGGCUUCGUCGAGCGCUACAACGCCCUGACCCCCGAAAAACGCGCCCAAUAUGUCCUCAACCGUGCUCACUCCGAUCUCCAGUUUGCCGGUGUGAGCCAGGAAGAACCUAUUCUUGAUUGGCUACAUGAUUGUUACUUUGCUGCUGUGGCGGGCGAUUCGCCCACGUUUGAGGCGUGGCCGCCGGAGAAGGAAUUUGGGUUUAUUCAUCAGCAGAUUCUGGCGCUGUGGGGGAUGCCGUUGGGCGAAAUGUGGGAUUUGGAGAAGCUCGCUAGGAGGUGUAGGGAGAUUGGCAGAUGGGUGGUCUUUGUGACGAGUGCGCCGGCCAAUGUUGUGGGUGGAGUGGGGUCGCAUGCAAAUGCAAUGGCUAUUUUGUAGGUGAGGAGAGUAUAGUAUCUGAG
Aspergillus costaricaensis CBS 115574 is the source of this 1125-nucleotide messenger RNA. RefSeq lists its product as uncharacterized. The transcript has 6 exons. Gene Ontology annotation, molecular function: arylformamidase activity. Lineage: Eukaryota; Fungi; Ascomycota; Eurotiomycetes; Eurotiales; Aspergillaceae. The coding region runs from base 62 to 1102 and encodes 346 amino acids. The record is from RefSeq and is a predicted model, not a curated record.